AUGUCAAUAUCCAGAACGACACUCCGUUCCCUUCCUUCCUCGUCGUCUGUCCGACCAAUCAUACGGUCUUUCUCCUCUUCCGUUCCGUCGUCAGAAUCGAAGCCUGAUUCUUCAGUGUCCGAUGCUUCUCCUCAGUCAUUCUUCCCUGAUACACCGGUCGCACCAUCAAAAGCAUCAUCAAAGAAAAACAAACCAUGGUCUGUGAUGAGUACACCCAAAUUUGACUUUGACGAUGCCACUUCCCUUGGUUGGAUGAGAAUGUUCAGAAUACAAGAGGGGGAAGGUCUCGUUAGGAAAGUGCAUGAAGAUAGGGAAGCUUUAAAAGCCGCAAACACAACCACCUUUACUCCUCCUACAUCGUCGAUCCGUUUAACAAGUACAAUUGACCUAUCUUCACCAUCUUCCAAAUUCCACACCAAAUCCGUUCUUCUCGUUCCAGUAUCGACUCUCCCACUUUCCACCCCGGAAGCGACUCAACGGAUCAAGCUUCUUGCAGGGCCAAGGUGGAGUCCAGGUAGACCAGGUAAAGAAGAAUUCUUACCCAAUGGAGGUGCUCAUGCAGGAGUAGAACAAGGCAAGGAAGGCUGGAUCAAAAUCGCCGAGGAACGAUUCGGAAAUACACAACAGAACAGGAAAGAAGUGUCGAAUAUACUGGACAGAUUAGUAGAAGCUGCAAAUGAUCUCAAAUCGCCUCUUCCUGCUGAUAUACCUAUUGACACCCGACAUCUCCUCUCUCGUCAUCGUAAAAAGCGAACUCGACAAAACCCCUUUACUUGGUCACCUGACCAAACCUAUCUCAAAAGACAUGAUGUAGUUGGUGGAAUAAGAGGCUUUCCUGUAGAAUGGCUACCCGAAGAGUUGAGGGAGAAGGCACUGAAGAAGCAAUAG
This is a messenger RNA of Kwoniella shivajii, 888 nucleotides long. RefSeq lists its product as uncharacterized. Bases 1 to 888 code for a protein of 295 amino acids. Gene Ontology annotation, biological process: mitochondrial translation. The transcript has 3 exons. Lineage: Eukaryota; Fungi; Basidiomycota; Tremellomycetes; Tremellales; Cryptococcaceae. Gene Ontology annotation, cellular component: mitochondrial small ribosomal subunit. The record is from RefSeq and is a predicted model, not a curated record. Gene Ontology annotation, molecular function: structural constituent of ribosome.